This is a messenger RNA of Micromonas commoda, 354 nucleotides long. RefSeq lists its product with no specific name. Gene Ontology annotation, molecular function: metalloendopeptidase activity. The annotation marks the transcript as partial. Gene Ontology annotation, biological process: CAAX-box protein processing. NCBI's taxonomy places the organism in Eukaryota, Viridiplantae, Chlorophyta, Mamiellophyceae, Mamiellales, Mamiellaceae. The record is from RefSeq and is a predicted model, not a curated record. The transcript has a single exon. Gene Ontology annotation, cellular component: membrane.
GCGCUUCUCGAGUCGUGGCCCGAUUUUCGCGCCGCCACGGACAGGUCCAACCGCCAGGUGCUCGCGCCCCUCACGCGCGGCGACCUGGUCACCGUCAGCGCCCUGCCCGCGGUGGCGGAGGAGGCGCUGUUCCGCGGGUGCGUCGUUCCCGCGCUCGGGGGUGGACCGUUGGGGGUCAUCGUCUCGGGGAUGACGUUUGGCGCGCUUCACGUGGGUGGCGGGCGGAACGCGGCGUUUGCGGCGUGGGCGAGCGCGGUGGGGUGUUUGUACGGGGCGUGCGCGGUGGGGUGCGGGGACGUGAGCGUGGCGAUCGCGGCGCACGCGAUGGCGAACUACGCGUCGGCGACGAUGUGG